GAUACGCCUCCUAGAGUACCAGAGAUCGUUGAAUCAUGGGUCCUUCUUCUUUCCACAGAUAAAACGUCAGUAUAAAAUUAUCACCGUUAACUUGGGUCGAGUUCCACAAUACACCGCUAUCUCUUAUAUGUGGGGAGUGCAGAUAGGGACAAGACGAUUCUCAUCGGCGACACACACGAAUUGAAUAUCACCACCAGCGCCGAAUAUUGCCUGAAAGUUAUGGUUGAUGUGCGGUAUCUGUGGAUUGACUCAAUAUGUAUCAAUCAAAACGACAACAAGGAAAAAGCCCGCCAAGUAGCGUUGAUGGGGGAGAUAUACCGUCGUGCCUCGAAGGUAGUCGGUGUCUUAGGGAGAAAUACCGUAAAUGAAUCCCGCAGUGCUGUUGUAUUCAUGGCAACAGAAAACACUCUACGCCUUCAUGCACCAGUAGCGGCAGUAGACUCACCCAAGAUGCCGGAUGUGAUUCCGAAGAUAGAACUAGAUUCACAGAAUCAUAUCACCGACAAGGAGAUUGAGCACAUGGCUAAAUCCCGAAGGCUUAGAAGCUACUCGUGGAUGACGGAGAUUCUAUGCCAUUCUUACUGGAGACGUGUUUGGAUCAUACAGGAGCUAGCUUUUGCUAAAGAUCUGACUAUCCAUGUUGGUGGCGUGUCUCUCAGUUGGGGUCAUCUAAUGGGUAUGCUAAAAGAACAAAACAAGGAUACGGAACCAUUCAUCGACCCGGAACGCGCCUUUUAUCGCGAAACUAUCUCCGAAUCUAGUGUUUGAAAUCCCUCCCUAGAAGGAUCAAGACUCCUCGAAAUGAUCAAUAAAUCUAGGCGGAGUCCUAAAAGGGCACUGAGGGAUAUA
Molecule: messenger RNA, 849 nt
Organism: Hypoxylon trugodes
Lineage: Eukaryota; Fungi; Ascomycota; Sordariomycetes; Xylariales; Hypoxylaceae
Product: heterokaryon incompatibility protein-domain-containing protein
Exons: 1
Coding region: 220-768 (182 amino acids)
Source: RefSeq, a predicted model, not a curated record